This is a messenger RNA of Triticum urartu, 1501 nucleotides long. NCBI's taxonomy places the organism in Eukaryota, Viridiplantae, Streptophyta, Magnoliopsida, Poales, Poaceae. The record is from RefSeq and is a predicted model, not a curated record.
AGAUGGCAGGGUUAUGAUGGGGCUUCAAACAUGAGAGGGGAAUUUCAUGGGUUGCAAAGAUUGAUCUUGGAGGAAAAUCCUUAUGCUCAUUAUAUACAUUGUUUUGCCCACCAGUUACAAUUAGUGGUUGUUGCUGUUGCCAAGUGUUGUUCAUCAGUAAGGGAUUUUUUUGAGUACACAAGCAUGGUUGUUAACAUUGUUAAUGCUUCUUGUAAAAGACAUGAUCAGUUAGCCCAAGAGCAACAUGAUGAAAUAGUACGCCAAAUAGAGUCCGGGGAACUUCUUGAGGGAAAAGGGAAAAACCAACUAACUAACCUUGCAAGACCUGGUGAUACACGGUGGGGAUCACAUCAUAAAACAUUGUGUCGUCUUGUUGAGAUGUGGAAACCAGUUCUAAAGGUAUUAGAAAAUUUACACAAUGAUGCAAAUAAUGUUGCCCAAAGAACCACAGCUGCGGGGUUGAUAAAGCACAUGGAGUCUUUUGAAUUUUUUCUCAUAUUGCAUCUUAUGAUUAGAUUAUUGGGCAAGACUAACAAUCUGUCACAAUGCUUGCAAUUGAAAAAUCAAAAUAUUGUACGUGCUGUGGGAUUGAUUAAAACCACAUUGGAGGAUAUUCAAGAGAUAAGGCAGAAUGGUUGGGAUGAGCUCUUCAAAGAGGUAACAGACUUUUGUGUCAAAUUCAACAUUGUAGUGCCAAAUAUGGAAGAUACAAGAACUGCUAAUGGCCGUUCAAGGUCUUGGGGUGGGCAAAUGGUAACUUACAACCAUCAUUUCAAAUUUGAAAUAUUCAAUGUGUUGCAUGAUCAGCUUAUUGUGGAGUUGAACAACCGCUUUGCUGAAAGGUCUACUCAAUUGUUGAGAUGCAUUGCUUGUCUUGACCCCAAGAAUUCAUUUGCCAAUUAUAAUGAAGACAAGCUAGUAGAUCUUGCUAAUAUGUAUGCUGCUGAUUUCUCUACAUAUGAAGUUACUUUUGUCCUUAGAAACCAACUAGACUCAUUCAUUCGGGAAGCAAGAGGUGAUCCACAUUUGAUGAAUUGCAAUGAUCUUGGUCAUCUUGCCAUGAAUAUGGUUAAAAGUGAUAUGCACACAACUUUUCCCUUAGUUUACCGUCUGGUUGAGUUAGCAUUGAUUUUACCUGUUGCAACCGCAACCGUGGAAAGGGAAUUCUCAGCAAUGAGCAUUAUCAAGACCGGAUUGAGGAACAAAAUAGGUGAUGAUUGGAUGAAUCAUAGAAUGGUAUGUUACAUUGAGAGAGAUGUAUUUGUUAGUAUCGAAGAAUCCAAGAUCAUUGAGCGAUUUCAAGGUUAUCGCACACGUAAAGGUGUUUUGCCUCGUCCUACACGUAAGUUUUCACUUUUUGCAUCUAUUGUUAAUUAGUUUUGCCUGCUAUAUUAUGCACUGAUUCGCAUUUCAAAAUUGAUGAUUGAAGGUUUAGCGAUGUCUGCUCUUGAAGAUGUAGUCAUGGGAGGCUCGGAUCAACCAAUCAUUUAAUUUGGUAUCA